Molecule: messenger RNA, 4339 nt
Organism: Lethenteron reissneri (Far Eastern brook lamprey)
Lineage: Eukaryota; Metazoa; Chordata; Hyperoartia; Petromyzontiformes; Petromyzontidae
Product: superkiller complex protein 2-like
Biological process (GO): nuclear-transcribed mRNA catabolic process, 3'-5' exonucleolytic nonsense-mediated decay
Cellular component (GO): Ski complex
Molecular function (GO): ATP binding; RNA binding; RNA helicase activity
Source: RefSeq, a predicted model, not a curated record
AGUGCGACGAGGUCGCGAGCUUCCGGGUGAGAGGUCGCGGCGCCGUGAACACGCGGAGGAGGCGGAGCCAUGGCCGCCACCGCAGCAGCGGAGCUGAAGAGCGUGGAGGAGCGACGUCUCGACCUCGCCCCGGCAUCCCUCCCGGAGGAGCUCUCCUUCUCUGUGCUCCAGACGGGAUGUGCGGGGGAGUUCCGCGCGGUGCUCGCAACCCACAGCCCGGCUCCCGCUCAGCUGGGACCUCCGCUCUCCACCCUCCCCCAUGGCGUUCCACCCCACGCCGAGGACCUGCGGGAGCUGCUGCAGAGGGAGCUGCUGUCGGCGGAGCACCUGCCCAUCCACGACUUCCAGCGCCUGCAACACUUCUGGCCGCGCGUGGGGCAAGCCGACUCGCUCUACCACGUGGACACGGGCCCCGCCCCGACCACCGUCCGCGUGGAGCGCAACCCAACCACGGGGGAGCUGCUGGCCUACACCGAGGUGCUAGUGGAGGACACGGGGCUGUCGUCCAAGAAUUCGCUGUCCUUCCGUCGUCCACCCGGACCCCCGUCGGAGGCUCUCAGGGGCAGCAACACCAACUUCCCGUUCUGGCCCGGAGGGAUGGAUGAGCCGACGGUGGAGGCCAUGAGCGAGCGAAGCGCAGCGGAGGAGGAGCUCGACUUUGAGAAUGACCUCCUCACGGUGCCACCCGGGAUGAAGAGAGGCAUGGAGUUCAACAAACCAGAUCGCCCCGUCCCGCGCGGCAUCGUGAGCCUCGCCGCCAUCCAGCAGGGCCUCGACGAGUUCGACCUGGGAGGCCCCAGCGACGACGACGACGACGACAAGGAGGAGGAGGAAGAAAACGCGUCGACCAAGAAGAAGCAGGAGGAACGGAGGGACCCGACGAAGGGCGGCGCGGCCAGCAAGAGGAGAGAGCGCCAACCCCGGGUGGGAGAGAAGAAACGACAGCAGCGGACGCCGCAGUCGUCCAAGCCGGCCUUCAAGCGCUCCAACAGCCUCGAGGGCCUAGGAGUUCAGGAGUCCGUGCCUGAGGGAAAGGCCGGGGCCGUGGGGGCUGUACCACCCUCACCCCUGGUGGUGGCAGGGGGGGGGAAGGAAGAGGAGGAGCGCUGGGCCAUCCCCUUGGACGUGAGCACGCCCGUGCCCGACUUCCACAAGCGGGUGCCCAACCCGGCGUUCAAGUGGCCCUUUGAGCUGGACACGUUUCAGAAGCAGGCGAUCCUGCGGCUGGAGAACCACGAGUCGGUGUUCGUAGCGGCGCACACGUCGGCCGGCAAGACGGUGGUGGCCGAGUACGCCAUCGCGCUGUCGCAGCGCAACAUGACGCGGACCAUCUACACGUCGCCAAUCAAGGCGCUGUCCAACCAGAAGUUCCGCGACUUCAAGGCGACGUUCAAGGAUGUGGGGCUCCUCACGGGAGACGUGCAGCUGCACCCCGAGGCCUCCUGCCUCAUCAUGACCACCGAGAUCCUGCGCUCCAUGCUGUACAAUGGCUCGGACGUGAUCCGCGACCUGGAGUGGGUGAUCUUUGAUGAGGUUCACUACGUUAACGACGCUGAGAGAGGCGUGGUGUGGGAGGAAGUGCUCAUCAUGCUGCCGGAACAUGUCAACCUCAUCCUGCUGAGCGCCACCGUCCCCAACACGCUGGAGUUUGCCGAUUGGAUCGGCCGCACCAAGCGCAAGAAGGUUUACGUGGUGAGCACGGCCAAGCGGCCGGUGCCCCUGGAGCACUUCCUGUACACGGGCAACAGCCAGAAGACGCAGGGGGAGCUCUUCCUGCUGCUCAACUCGGCGGGGACGUUCGCGACGCGGGCACACGCGGACGCCGUCGAGGCGAAGCGCGAGCGCACGAGCAAGCACGCGCAGAGCUUCGGGGCCAAGCAGCCCGUGCAAGGCGGCGGGCCCAAGCAGGACAAGGGCGUGUGGCUGUCGCUGCUGGACAGCCUGCGGCGGCGGGACCAGCUGCCCGUGGUGGCGUUCACGUUCUCGCGCAACCGCUGCGACGAGACGGCGUCGGGCCUCACCACGCUGGCGCUCACCACCGCCGCCGAGCAGAGCGAGAUCCACGUCUUCUUCCGCAAGUGCAUCUCCCGCCUCAAGGGCACCGACCGCAGCCUGCCGCAGGUGCUGCAGAUGGAGAUGCUGCUGAAGAGAGGCGUCGGAGUGCAUCACAGCGGCAUCCUGCCCAUCCUCAAGGAGGUGGUGGAGAUGCUGUUCUCGCGGGGACUCGUCAAGGUGCUGUUCGCCACGGAGACGUUUGCGAUGGGCGUGAACAUGCCGGCCCGCACCGUGGUCUUCGACUCGAUCCGCAAGCACGACGGCACCAACUUCCGAGACCUCUCCCCGGGAGAGUACAUCCAGAUGGCGGGGCGCGCGGGCAGACGCGGACUCGACACCACGGGCAUGGUGAUCAUCCUGUGCAAGAUGGGCGUGCCGGAGAUGUCCGACCUGCACAAGAUGAUGCUGGGCAAGCCCACGAAGUUGGAGUCUCAGUUCCGCCUCACGUACACCAUGAUCCUGAACCUGCUGCGCGUGGAGGCGAUCCGCGUGGAGGACAUGAUGAAGAGGAGCUUCUCCGAGUUCCACACGCGCAAGGACGCCAAGGAGCACGAGCACAGGGUGCGGCACCUCUCAGCGCGGCUCUCUGGGAUGGCGGAGGCCGACUGCUCGGGCCAGCUGUCGGACCUGCCCGAGUACCACGCUUGCGCCCGCCAGUUCGUGGAGCUGCGCUGCGAGGCGCUGCGCGGCGCCGCCGCCACCUCCGCCGGCGCCCGCGCCCUCUUGCCGGGCCGCGUGGUGGUCGCCAACUCGUCCCGCGCGCCCAACUCGCUCGCCGUGCUGCUGCAGGUGUCCACGGAGGCCGGCGGUUCGAGGUCGUACACAGCGCUCGUGCUCUGCGAGCAGAAGCUGGCGGCCGAGGGAGGGGGGGCAGCCCCCCCCCGCCCUCCUCCGCCCCCUCCGGCGCCGACUCCGGACCACCUGCUGGCCACCAAAGUGUUCGUGCCCGAAGGGGCGUGCGGUCACUCGGUGGAGAAGCUGCGAAUCGACGACAUCGUCGUGAUCGCCGACCGCGCGCUGAAGAUCAGCCCCGAGAAAAUCAUCGACGACUUCAACAAGAGGCAGAUCCCGCGAUUCAGGAGCGACCCGCCCGGCCAGUCGGUAACCACGGCGACGCAGGAGCUGAUGCGUUUGGCGGAGGCGGCGGCUGCCGGUGGCGGCGGCAGUGGGGCCCUGAGGCCCCUGGACCCCGUGAACGACCUCCACGCCAAGGAGGCCGGCGCGGUGGAGGCGAGCAUGCGGGCACGCGUCCUCGCUGAGAGGAUCCCGCACUUCACCUGCACGGCCAGCCCCAAGUUCCAGUCGCAGUACGCUCGCAUGGAGGAGCGGUCGCGCGUUGAGAGGGAGCUCUCGCAUGUCAAGUUCCUCAUGUCCGACCAGAGCCUGCACCUCCUGCCCGAGUACCACCAGCGCAUCCAGGUGCUGAAGCAGCUGGGCUACCUGGACGAGUCGUGCGCCGUGCAGCUCAAGGGCCGCGUGGCGUGCGAGGUGAGCAGCCACGAGCUGCUCGUCACCGAGCUCGUGUUUGAGAACGCGCUGUCCGAGCUGGCGCCGGAGGAGAUUGCCGCGCUGCUCUCUUGCCUCGUGUUCCAGCAGAAGACGCGCACGGAGCCCACGCUCACGCCCACACUCAAGCAGGGCGUGGAGCGAAUCCGCGGCGUGGCGGAACGCAUCGCCCUGCUGCAGCGUGAGUGUGGCAUCUCGGAGUCGGUGGAGGAUUUUGUGGAUCAGUACAAGUUCGGCCUGGUCGAGGUCGUGUACGAGUGGGCCCGCGGCAUGCCGUUUGCGGAGAUUGCGCGGCUCACGGACGUGCAGGAGGGGGUGGUGGUGCGCUGCGUCCAGCGGCUGCACGAGGCGUGCCGGGACGUGCGGGGAGCGGCGCGCGUCAUCGGGGAUCCCAUCCUGCGCGACAAGAUGGAGCGGGCGUCGGACGCCAUCAAGCGCGAUAUCGUGUUCGCCGCCAGCCUCUACACGCAGUGACCCUGCGCUGCUGCUGCUGCUGCCGCCGUUGCAUCAUGUAUCAUAUUCCCCCAACCACACAUCCCACUUUCUCCAACUUUUGCAUUUAAUUGGAAUUUGUUUUGCCCUUAUCCUUUCCAGAUGAUGCGAUGGUGCGGACGCCGCGCUUAUUGUCUUGAGAUAUUGUCCACAUUUGGACGCUUUACAAAAAUGUAAUUUUCUGUAAAUGUUCAUCGCCCCUUCUGCCCCCCCCCCCCCUCCUCUUGCGGCUUUGCGAUUUUUGACUUCCACCAUCAUCGCCCAUCCUAUCUGAGGGCCGCCGGGC